Molecule: messenger RNA, 1134 nt
Organism: Verticillium alfalfae VaMs.102
Lineage: Eukaryota; Fungi; Ascomycota; Sordariomycetes; Glomerellales; Plectosphaerellaceae
Exons: 1
Coding region: 1-1134 (377 amino acids)
Source: RefSeq, a predicted model, not a curated record
AUGCCCUAUCGCCCAGCCCGCCCUGAGCAGUGGGACACUUCGCCCUUGCAAUGGACGCACGGCGACCAACGCAGGCAAUCUGUGCCUGCCGAUGCCCCUGUGAGCUGCAACAACGGCAUAGGCACAUCACAGACCAUGCGGAGGAAGCCGAUCGGCGGCGAAGUCGUACGCCCAGCACUGCCGCCAAGGCCGUACACUUCUUCACCACCGGUGAGGGAGACCAGCGCGCCAAGACCGAGGCCGAUGUCGUACGUGAAUCCUGAACCGACGACGUACCACAGUUAUGUGCCGCCGUCUCCUUCACUGUCACCACCCGUCCCGCGCGAGAGGCCUCGCUCUGUGUCUUGUGUGAGUCCCGAGUCAAUAUUCGCAAGCCCAGUCAGCUUCGCACCGCCCUCGCCGCCAAAUGACACACCCGCGAGACCUGUAUCGUGCGCGCCAUCGUCGCGGUGGUCAACGAUGCCUUCACCGCCGGCGGAACCUCCUGCGACCCUGGCCCCAAGAGCGCCGUCGCCGCGCUGGUCCCUCGCCCCGUCAGAGCUUGAUGCCGGCGAACCCUCGCCCGCGCCCGCGCCCGCGCCCGAAUCUCGUCUCGAGCGCGACGAGCUGGUAGACGACAUUGAUGAGCUUCUCUCCGAACUCGGAAUCUCCUCCUCAGGCUGGAACAGCUCCGACCCUUCCCUCGACUGCCUUGAUCACCGUCGCCCUUCCCUAAAAAUCACGCACUAUCCAGACGACUACGCCGAGUCUUCACCGCUCGUUGACGUCCACCCGCUGAGCCCACCCGCCGUGCCUCCGAAGCUGCCCCUCGUCCCGAUCAUGGAUGACGCGCCCGAGACGGACAUGACGGCAUGCCUCGCCGCGCCCAUAACCUACGCCUUCCCCGCGACGUGGUACAGCCAUCCGGACAUGCCGGGCGUGUGGGUCUGCGCCGGUUGUUUCACGCGCCACCUGGCCGGCACCAAGUUCGAUCCGCAGUUUGACGGGAGAGCUUAUGAUGAUGGGAGACCGCGAGCGUGCUGGUUUGGGGGUGACAGGGUCGUCCACGAGCUGUUGCCGAGGGCCCUUGCCACGGGAUUCUUGCAGCCGUUGAUUGAUCAUUUGAAUGAAGUGGUGACGUUGCGGGCUCCCUGA